Molecule: messenger RNA, 704 nt
Organism: Paramecium sonneborni
Lineage: Eukaryota; Ciliophora; Oligohymenophorea; Peniculida; Parameciidae
Source: the annotation of a GenBank genome assembly
AUGUCAACUUUAAAGAAAAAGUUGUUGCAGUAGUUGGUAUUACAAUAAAUGCUGGCAAGGCAACACCAGCUCCAUCAGUUGGUACAGUGCAUAUUCUAAAUGUUUUGUGUCAUUAUUGAAUUCUGUACAAAAUAAUAGGAUUUGAAUUACAUUUGGUCAAUUUGCACAUGUAGACAUUAAAAUCUAUAAAUGUUAAAGGUACAGCUCUCUCUAUAGGAGUAGAAGUCAUUCAAUAAAAUAUAAAAGACAAAUUAUCAUGUCACAAUUAGGAAGGAAAAUAAAAAAGGAAGAGAGAAGAUGCCUUAAUCUCAAGAUAGACAUGCAGUUGCAAUUGAUGCAUUACAACAAUAUAAAACACAUGCAGCAAAAUUUGAUGAAUCAGUAGAAGUAGUAUUUAAAGUAAGUAUUGAUCCAAGCAAAUCUAGCGUUACUAUGCCAAAUGGUACUGGUAAAACUAAAAGAUUACUUGUAUAUUAUCAUAAGGAGUUCUAUAUAUUGCCAUAAAAUAUCAUCUUAGCAGUUUAAGUAAAUAAAUCGUUAGUUGUAUUUUAUUUAAUUGUUUAUAAAGUUUAAAAGUGAUAUAUGGUAUACAAGCAAAAAUCAUACCAUAAAAUAAAUUUACUAGCAUUUUAGUACUUAUAAAUCUAUUACUUGAUAUUACUGUUAACAUCCAUUUAUAUGCUAAAUCAUUAUAGGCAAGUUGA